AGCCAUUUUAGCCCAGAUGCGAUGCAAGCUGGCUGAUCCGUGGCACUCCAUAGUAGGCUCGUCCUUCCUCGGCGCAUGCGCGCGCCAUUUCGUAACCCCCCUUUCCCCAAUCCCCCCUUUCGUUCGGCCCGACAUGCUGCUGUCGCUGGCUGGGAUCGCGGGCACGUCCGUCCGCGUGCGGUGCAAGGUGGUGUGCCUGGAGGCGGAGUCGGACACAUGCGGAUCUCCUCGUGCGAGCCCCCCGGCAAGUCCGAGAUGAAGAUGGUCGUCGGAGGGCCAGACUGCUCCCAGCUUUGCGCCGAGCAGAGGGAGCCCCGGCUGGAUUGGGACAGGAUCAGGGCCUCCUACGACGAGUGCAAGGGCGGCUGUCUUCCUCAGAUCGACCAGCUGGUCCGGGCCGUGUACCUGUCUGGGAGCACGGCCGUCCUGGGCUCGCUGGGCGCGGUGCUCCUCCUGACCCGGUGUUGCUCCUGCGAUGAUUUCGUGGGCGUGUUCGGCCUGGACCUCGACUUGUUGGUCCCGAGGGCAGUCCAUGCUGGCCCCGACGGUGGCGGCUGCGCAUGCCUCCACCUGUACGCGAUUCUCUUCUACGCCCUCUCGCUUGCCCUGUUCCUCCGGGCCACGCUCCAGGACAUGGCCGACGAGGUGGGGGUGAAGCUUCGAGGAGCAAAGGACGACUUGUGUAUCAGCCUUCGGAGGCCCGCGCAGGCUUCCCGGAUCUGCGCCGGACUCCCUGGCGUCGGGCGCCGCCCCUGGUGCGUUCCGCGCGCCAAGGAACGGCGCCCAGCGCCGACGCGAGAAGCUUGCGCGGACCUCUGACAGCUUAUGCUCCCAUGUCGCCUUUCUUCCCUCGAUGGCGAGCUGGUGUGCGCGCUGUCCGCCAUGGCGUGCCUCGGCUUCCAGGGCCUCGCGGAGCUCCGGGGCGUGGUGCGGAGGUUCGACCUGCCCGUGGCCGAGCUGGCCCGGCUGACGGGGCGGCGGCGGGAGGGGGCGGACGCCGGGCGCGGGGGCGGCGAGCCGCAGGCGGUGGGUUCGGUGUCCUGGACCUGAGCCGGUGCAA
Messenger RNA from Prorocentrum cordatum, 1060 nucleotides. The record is from the annotation of a GenBank genome assembly. Lineage: Eukaryota; Dinophyceae; Prorocentrales; Prorocentraceae.